CGGAAACUCUGAGUGCGAGAUGGUUGUACAGCCUGUCUUCCAGGCUUUAUCACCCGUCCAAGAUAGCAACUUGACUAUGCAACUUGAAAGGCGCGGGCUCCAAUCACAUUUCACCGAUCGUCUCCAACAUGCAGCAUCGUCUUGGACUUCAACCCUCUCUCAUCCUGCAAAAGCACCCUGAACUCUCUUCAUAAACAAAAUAAUCAAGAGGGAAACAAAAAAUCAGGGCGUUAAAAGAUCGUAACUACGCCUCUUGACCAUCUACAAAGACCUCGAGAUAAUAGUUCAGGCGUGCGAAGUAUCUUCAAAGGCAUAUGGACUAUUUUAAUGCUCUUCAGCUAUCUUUGAGCACCCAUUGACCUUCUUCCUGUGCGUUUGAUCCAAGUGUCUCGCCUAUCGUCCGACUAUCAUCGCCACCUGGGUGAGGGGUUCCCAAACCCAAAUAUGCAUCCAAGCAACUUUAGUAUCAGCAGGACUCGGCCUGGAGCAAGGAUCAUGCAGGUCGAUGUACCCUCGGUCCUGAGGCAUUGACCACUUGUAGUUGCAGGAUGGGAAGUUUGGGCGUGUCAGCCAGGUAUUGAGGAGAGGGGAAAAUGCAAUCCCCAGGCGUCUUGAUUGCCAAAGGGGUCAUAAAAGGCGGGGGUCGUUCGGCAGGUACCAAAGCACUAGUUCUGCUUCACGGGAACAUAAAGAGACGGUGGUUUUCCCUCCAGUUUGUGCUUUUCAUGAAGAGUUCGUCGAGCAGUCUUCCGGGACUGGGACCAAGAUCAUCCUCGACUUGAUACUGGAAACGCCAACAUGUCGCCUCUACCUGAGGAGUUUGACAUUAUUGUGUGCGGAGGGGGCUCGACGGGAUGUGUUGUGGCGGGAAGAUUGGCGAAUCUCGACCACAAUCUCAAGGUGUUGCUGAUCGAGGCAGGGGAAAACAACCUCAACAAUCCCUGGGUGUUCAGGCCAGGAAUCUUCCCGCGGAACAUGAAGUUGGACUCCAAAACGGCUACUUUCUAUGAGUCUAACCCUUCACCAUCACUCUCUGGUAGAGGUGCCAUCGUUCCGGCAGCAAAUAUACUUGGAGGCGGCAGCUCUAUCAACUUUAUGAUGUACACGAGAGCAUCUGCCUCCGACUAUGAUGACUUUCAAGCCAAAGGAUGGUCAGCCGAGGAACUCCUCCCUUUCAUGAAGAAGUUCGAGACCUACCAGCGCGCCUCCCACAAUCGUGAGACACACGGCUUUGAGGGACCAAUCAAGGUCUCUUUUGGAAACUACCAGUAUCCGAUCAAGGACGACUUUCUUCGCGCUGCGGAGUCUCAAGGUAUCCCAAUCGUUGAUGAUCUUCAAGACCUGAAGACUGGUCAUGGCGCUGAACAGUGGCUCAAGUGGAUCAAUCGUGAUACCGGCCGUCGUAGUGAUGCCGCCCACGCCUACAUCCACGCCACCCGUGCCGUCCACUCGAACCUGUACCUUGCUUGCAAUACCAAGGUUGACAAGGUCAUCAUCGAGAACGGGAGGGCUGUGGCAGUUCAGACUGUUCCGACCAAGCCGUUGGGCAACAGCCCAGGCACUCGUAUCUUCAAGGCGCGUAAGCAGAUCGUGGUGUCAGGCGGAACCAUGAGUUCACCCUUGAUCCUCCAGCGCUCCGGUAUUGGCGACCCUGCCAAGCUCCGCGCCGCCGGCGUCAAGCCGAUUGUCGAUCUUCCUGGUGUUGGUCUUAAUUUCCAAGAUCAUUACUUGACCUUCAGUCUCUAUCGAGCCAAACCCGGAGUGGAGAGUUUUGAUGAUUUUGCCCGUGGUGAUCCUGCUACUCAGAAGCGUGUCUUUGAGGAAUGGAACCUCAAGGGAACCGGUCCCUUGGCAACCAAUGGCAUCGAGGCAGGGGUGAAGAUCAGGCCCACGCUUGAGGAAUUGAAGGAGUUUGAGUCGUGGCCAACACCAAACUUCAAGGAGGGCUGGGAGUCGUACUUCAAGAACAAACCCGACAAGCCCGUCAUGCACUAUUCGGUCAUCGCUGGCUGGUUUGGCGACCACAUGCUGGUGCCUCCUGGGAAUUAUUUCACAAUGUUCCACUUCCUUGAGUAUCCCUUCAGUCGUGGAAAGACUCACAUCACGUCUCCCGAUCCGUACGCCGUCCCAGACUUUGAUGCCGGAUUCAUGAGUGACCCUCGCGAUAUGGUACCUAUGGUCUGGGGCUACAUAAAGUCUCGCGAGACCGCCAGACGUAUGGAUGCCUAUGCAGGCGAGUGCCAGAGUAUGCAUCCUGUCUUUGACUACGACUCGGAAGCUCGCGCUCAUGACCUCAACUUGGCCGACACAAACGCUUACGCGCUUCCUGGCAACAUCACUGCCGGUAUCCAACACGGCAGCUGGAGCGUCCCGCUCCCAGAGCCCGAAGACAAGCUCACACCGGAGAACAUCAAACGCAUCGUCUCCAGCAACCGCAAGGACAAGAGAAGGGAGCUCAAGUAUACCAAAAAGGACAUCCAAGCCAUCGAAGAAUGGGUCAAGCGCCACGUGGAGACCACCUGGCACUGCCUGGGCACGUGCUCCAUGGCUCCCAGGGAAGGGAACAGCAUCGUGAAGCAUGGCGUCCUCGAUGAACGCCUCAACGUCCACGGUGUCAAGGGCCUCAAAGUAGCAGACCUUUCCAUCGCACCAGACAACGUGGGAGCGAAUACCUUCACAGUGGCCCUUACAAUUGGAGAGAAAGCGGCGGCUCUCGUGGCAGAGGAUCUCGGAUACUCUGGUGAGGCUCUGGAGAUGAAGGUGCCGGAUUAUCAUGCACCGGGCGAGAACCGGCUUGCCAGUCGACUUUGAGCGAGGCUCGUGCACAGGCCUCUUCAGAAAAGCGUCACAGGCAACAGGACGCAAGCUGGAAAGCAAUGGAGCGGAAAGGGGGGAGGGAGGUGGAAGAAGGGGCCCAGACAUGAAUCUCAAGAAAAGUGGAUCCAAUCCAGGGGCUUGAUAGGGGCAACACAACUCGGACACUGGGGACACUCCUUUGAGUUACGUAUUCUUUUGAAGGUCUUCGUGGGAAGCUUGGGUAUGAGUUUCUACUUGUUUUAUGGAUAUCAAACCUACUUGAAUCAAUACCUGAAUGGUUACGGGAUAUUUUUAGCACCCCGGCCGUCCUCAGUACCGUAGGGGUCAAUGGCAACCACACACACGUGCGUUUAUGGACCUGUCCUUCUCAUUAGACACUCGAUAGCCAGGAAUACGUGACAUGAUAAACCACUCAGCGGCAGAAAAUGGCAUUUAAUAUGCCGAAAAGACCAGAAAACAAGCCCUCAAAUGCAACUCCAAGACCUAUCAACCAUCUUAAGAGGCCUGUUGAUAUCCUAAAGGGCCUAUUAACUAUCUCAAGAGGGCCGCUUACUAUCUUAAAAGACCUGUUGACUAUCCUAAAAGGCCUGAUUACUAUUUAACGAGGCCUA
Podospora pseudocomata is the source of this 3428-nucleotide messenger RNA. It is a transcript of the gene AOX1, whose product is annotated as Alternative oxidase, mitochondrial precursor. Bases 799 to 2811 code for a protein of 670 amino acids. NCBI's taxonomy places the organism in Eukaryota, Fungi, Ascomycota, Sordariomycetes, Sordariales, Podosporaceae. The transcript is spliced from 9 exons. The record is from RefSeq and is a predicted model, not a curated record. Gene Ontology annotation, molecular function: oxidoreductase activity, acting on CH-OH group of donors; flavin adenine dinucleotide binding.